Thermochaetoides thermophila DSM 1495 is the source of this 1317-nucleotide messenger RNA. RefSeq lists its product as uncharacterized. The record is from RefSeq and is a predicted model, not a curated record. Bases 1 to 1317 code for a protein of 438 amino acids. Lineage: Eukaryota; Fungi; Ascomycota; Sordariomycetes; Sordariales; Chaetomiaceae. The transcript has 2 exons.
AUGUCGUCGCCCCUCAAGAAACACCCCGAUGUCGUCGCCGAUCGGGUGCUGAAGCGGGCCGAGCUCAGUAAGAUGGCCCGCCUCCUGCAAAACCGCCUCGCCCUGGCCCAGUUCAAGACCAAGCAUAAUCUCGUGCACGAGUCGCUCGACACCAUCGAGCCACGCUUCGAAGAGGAGCUGCGUCGCCGUCGCCGCAUCAUGGCCGCCGCCGCCGACCCCGGCGACAUCCUCUCUGACUCGUCCUCCUCAGCUUCUGCCUCUGACCUGCCUUACCCCGCGCGCACUGCCUCUCUCAUGAGCUCGCCGCUUAAAGCAGGCCCUCUUUUCUCCGACGCCAUUGGCCCCAGCUCCGGCGGCGGCAGCACAGGGCACCACCGCAAGCGCACGUACAUGGCCUCGUUCGAGGACGCUUUACUAUCAUCCAGCCCGAGCAAACGCUUUCGACAGUCCCCAACCGCCCACCGAUCCUUCCCCUCCGCCUCCUCCUUCACAUACUCCUCUCCGAUCAAGCCGCGCCGCCAUCACCAACACUUUACCACGUCUACCGGCCCCGACCUCUCCUUUUACUCCUCCUCUCGCCAUAGCACCGACCUCCUGCCCCCAACCAACUUCGCCGCCGGAGCCUCCGACGACGACGAUGAUGACGAAGACGAUCUCCCGCUGCACUCCUUCCACGCCGGCGGCUCCUUGCACUCUUCCCUGCGCGCCUCGCCCCCGCGCACACCCCCCAUGCGCUCGCGUGCCCUGCAACGCCACAAGAAAGACAAGGCGCCCACCCUGCCGACGAUGCCCGACGUCCGGACGCCGACGACAAGCACCGCCGGCCCGACGCUCUCCACCACAGGCGAAGAAGGCGCCGAUUUAUUAUUGUAUCUCGCCACAUCACCUUCUCCAGCUGUUCCCUUACGUACAACGCACUCCCUGAAUAGCAUAGCAGCAGCAGCAUCCCGCAUGGACCCGCCCUCAACCCCCCCGCCGAAGGCGAAACACCUGAACGCAAACCCCUCCACAGCUACGAAUAACGGGGCGAACAACAACCCGGGUGCAAGCAGCACGAACAGCAAAUUGGACCUCCCCUCCUCAAUGAUGACGACCCCCGGCGGGCGGAAUCCAUACCCUGCUACGCCCGGGCUAGGAUUCGAUUUUGCCGAAUUCUUGCACAUGACGCCGAGUCCGGCGCCGACGAAGGCUUGGAAGACCCCGGCGGGGACAAAAACGCCAGGGGGAAUUCAGGCUAACAAGACGCCGAGGUUUGGGGGGAGGGGGAGGAGGCUGGAUUUUUGGGGAGGAGGGGGCUGGGAAUGGGAAUGGGAGUGA